AUGAAGAAGAUGCGUGAACGAGUCGAGACUGGGACUGGUCGCUUAGCGGGAGCGGUGGAUUCGGAAGUCGGCGGCGGCUUUCUGGUGCGGUGUUUUGCUGGGGAUUUCGGGUCUUUUACCCAAUUGCCGGCGAGAGCAGCUCCGUGGAGAUUUCGAAUUUUCUGCGGCAAAACUGGUCGGAAAUUGGGAUCGCCGGUGAGGUCGAACGCCAUGAGGAAGAAGCUCGACACGCGCUUCCCGGCUGCUCGGAUUAAAAAGAUUAUGCAAGCCGACGAGGAUGUAGGAAAGAUUGCCAUGGCUGUACCUCUUUUAGUGUCAAAAGCUCUGGAAUUAUUUCUACAAGAUCUAUGUGACCGGACGUAUGAGAUUACUCUUAAAAAGGGAGCAAAGACUCUAAAUUCUUUGCAUUUGAAGCAAUGUGUACAGAGCUAUAAUGUGUUUGAUUUCUUGAAGGACACGGUCAGUAAGGUACCUGAUUUGGGUGGUUCGGAUGCUGUUGCAGAGGAUAAAUCUGCCACCAAAAGAAGGAAGAUAUCCGAAGAUGAAGAUGGAAAUGAUGAUGAGCCCAAAAGAACUGUAACAACGCAUGAGACCACUGUUCACAUCAGCAGUAGUGGGAGAGGCAGAGGAGGCCGUGGCAGGGGUCGUGGCAGGGGUCGGGGACGGGGCAGACGAGCCCUGGAGAGAGAAUCUAAUGCUGAGCACGAAAAAUACGAAGAUUAUCCAGACAACUCUUUCCCGUGUGAUGAGAACCCGAAACAGGAUCCCAUAACAAGGCCCAACAGUAGUGGAAUAGAUGCGGAUAUCAAAUCGGUUAGAAAUUUUGACCUCAACAUCGAGUUCAACGAGAACGGGGAUUCCUCUCAGGCAGUGGCCGGUCGAGCCCCUUGCGAUUCGUCAUCGAAGCCUGGUCCUAAAGAGAAACACGAAGAUAUUCCUGGUUGGUCGAUGGACGACAUGGAAAGAAUGGCUGUGGACCCGAUUCAGCUGGCGAGUUUUAAUGGGGGGAUGGAUGACGAGUAUGAGGAUUAUGAUGAAGAAUAG
This is a messenger RNA of Striga hermonthica, 1044 nucleotides long. NCBI's taxonomy places the organism in Eukaryota, Viridiplantae, Streptophyta, Magnoliopsida, Lamiales, Orobanchaceae. The record is from the annotation of a GenBank genome assembly.